Molecule: messenger RNA, 4704 nt
Organism: Acaulospora morrowiae
Lineage: Eukaryota; Fungi; Glomeromycota; Glomeromycetes; Diversisporales; Acaulosporaceae
Source: the annotation of a GenBank genome assembly
CACAAUAAUCAAGCUUUUCCUUGGUCACAACGAAAAAUAAACUCAUCCACCAAUAUUUUUCCAAGACAUGGCCAUUCUACUAGCCAAUAUGCAAUAAAUAACGAAAUAUUUAUUUUUGGUGGAAUCUUUCGAGGUCAACCAAGGAAUGACCUUUAUGUCAUGGAAACCAAUACACUUAAUGCUAUCGCUUUUAUGGCAACUGGCGAUAUCCCUCCUCCUCGUAGUUUACACACCCAUGUCCACAUUGGUAAUAAUAUGAUAGUUUUUGGCGGGUUACCCGCUACUUCAGAAGAAAGGCUCGAUGAAAAUAUUUAUGUUCUUAAUACUGUGUCGAAGAAUUGGACCAGGUACCCGAUAAGCAGUAACCCUAAACGUGGCGGACGUUUUGGUCACACUGCAACGGUAAUUGGAUCCAAGAUGUAUAUUUUUGGUGGAAAAGUCAAUGGAUAUUGUUUAAACGAUCUGAUGGCAUUCGAUAUAAAGUCACUUAAUUCAUAUGGUCCUCGGUGGGAAAUAAUUGUACCACAAAACGAAUCCCCGCCAGAAAGAUAUGGACAUAUUGCUUGUGCCUGUAAUGAUAAAAUUUAUAUUUUUGGUGGUUCCAAUGGAGAUAUAUUUUAUAACGAUACAUGGUGUUACGAUAUACCGAGCAAUACAUGGACUAGAUUACAGUGUACGGGCUAUAUUCCUGUUCCUAGACAUGAACACGGUGCCAUUAAUGUUGACGAUAUGAUAUAUAUCUUCGGUGGUAUUAACGAGGAAGGACAGGAAUUAGGAGAUCUGACUGCUUUUGGUCUAAGCAAUCAGCGAUGGUACAUAUUUCAGAAGAUGAUUUUACCGAACCCUCGAUUUCGUCAUACCUUGUCUUCGGCCCGUGAGAGGAUUUUGAUGUUUGGAGGUGAUAGCAUGCUACCUUCUAAACCCGACGAUGAUGGCACGAUCAGCAUGCUGGAUACCUCAAAAAUAAAAUAUCCUCCCGCAAAUCAAACUCCUGGACGGGUACCUCAACAAACACAACAAAAACCACAGUCUCCAUCGAGAUCAGUGCCCCAACAAUUUCAAAAUAAUGGAUAUACAUCACCGACUCCGUAUUCUCGCCAACAAUCAUCUCCUACGAGUCAAUUUAAUAACUCUUCUUUCGAUGUCAAUCGUUCAAAACAGUCUGUUCCAGCUAUUAAGCAAAAUUCGAUGACACCUAAUGGACAGUUGGCAUAUGAGGAUGACGCACUCUACCGUCGUCAACCAACCUCUGGGUCUGAAGACUUUCGAGGAUUUGGCGCGUCAUCGGAUAAUAGUGGGAUGGGUUUUCCAAGACCAAUUCAAGAUUAUAAUCAAGCAUCAUCGCCGCGUGUAAUGCCCGAGACACCUGAUACAAUUGGCCCACAAGGCUCUCCGCCCUAUGGAAUGAACAAUAAUCAAUUAGCCGAAAACUCGACGCCCGAGAAUAUUAGGGGAAAUCCUCCCGAGCAAUUACGUCACAUGGAAAGAGACGCCGCAGAUUCACCGCAACAAACUUCAUACUCAUUUACUCAAAAAUCUAGUAUAGACAAUCUCCGCGAAAACACUCCCUCCCCUUCAAGUAACCGUCCAAUUCGUACACAACAAAGUCUCGAUCAACUUCGUGAGGUAGAAGAUCCUCGUGCACGUGCGUUUGGUCAAAUGGAAAAGAAACCUAUAGUACCAAUGCAGAUGGGUGUUGUUGGAGAUUUUACUAACCCUAGGCAAGCUCCAAAACCUCCUAUCACCAAUAAUUUCAAUAAUUCCAGCGGUUCUAGCGCUUCCCCGGUCAAUCAAGAUAUUCAACAAAAUUUUAAUAAUAAUAAUAUUGUACAAAACACAGAUAAAGCGCCAUUAAUGAUUAACACAAGUCAGUUGCCGUAUGGUGAUGGUGCAACGUCGCCGCCGUCAUCCGCGAUGAGUUCUAAUAGCCACUCAUCACAAUCUUUUGACACCAUUGAUCAUUUUCCGGCUCCGGUGUCUAACGUUGAUCGUGAUAAACUCAUACGAGAAAUCCAACAGCGUGACAUACAGAUAGCCAAAUUUAAGAAACGUGAAACGUGGUUAAAAGCUGAACUAUCUCUAGCUAGGCAAGCAGGAUAUGUUCCAGAACCAGAUAGGUCUAGUAACAUCCCAGAAGGUAUUGACUUGGAAAAAUAUAUGGAUAUUGGGGAGAAUGGCUCUGAUAAGCAGAAAGUGAUGCUAGCAGUUGUUCAGUUGAAACAUGAGUUACGAAAGGCAAAGGCAAUGAUCGCCAGCCAAGCUCAGUCUGCUUCGCAAAAGAUAACAGAUGCAGAACGAGCCCGUACAGCCGCUCUUCAGGAAGCCGCAUAUUUCAAGGCCAAGCUCACUGCUCUGACAAAUGCAUCUGAAACGGAACUUGCCAGUAUUGAGGUUGCACGCGCCGCGGACUUGGAAAAACGUUUGACUCAAGCGCUCACCGAAAAAGAGUUAUUACAAACAAAACUAAUUCAAUAUCAACAAUCUUCAACUCAUGACAAGAGUUCUCGGGAGACCGCCGAAGAAAGGGCGAAAACAGCCACAGCACGGGCUGAAGAAGCCGAAGAGGCGCAUGCACGAGCUCUGGCUGAGCUGGCCACACUACAUUCUCGAGCGACCGCUGCCGAAUCCCAAUUGAGAGAGAACAAUGUUAAAAUGGUUGAAAUUUCAUCGGAGCUUGCACAAUUUAAAUCAGGUUCAGAAGGCUCUCGUAGUCAAAUCGUGAAGCUUCAACAAUCAUUGGAACAACACCAACGGGCGCUUGAAAAAGCUAAUGAAGCUCUUAAUGCUGCUAAUGAACGAACGGUUGAUGCAGAGGCAUUAUGGAGAGAGGCUCGUCAGGAUAUUGUUGCUCUGGAGAAAGAGGAAGCUGCUUUACGCACUGAAUUAGAUCUUAAAAUGCGCGAUUUAGAACGUGCACAGUCGAGAGCAAAAGAAUUAGAAAGAUUAUUAGGAAAGGCACAGAAAGAGGCAGAUAGUGUUCGUGCCAUGAUGCAAGAAGGGAUGACGGAACUUUUAAAUACCUCUCGUAAUGAAGGAGGUUCAUCUGAGGCAGCCGAGAAGAUUGCUCAGCUUGAACAGGAAAUUGCAGCACUGAAAAGUUCCCAAGCGGAGAGUCAAAAAGUCGCACAAGAAGCCUCUAACUCAUAUGCCGAUGCAAUGAUCAAAAUUUCACAAAUGGAGGGAGCUGCUAUGAAGGUUCGCUCAGAUACCGCCGCGCUUCAACGACGGUUAAUUGAAGCUUCAGAUGAUACUGCCAGAACUAAGGAGCGAUUACGCGAAAAAGAACGUCUCUUGGAAGAAAAGACGCGUGCCCUCGAAAAUGCCGAGGUUAAAAUCGGUAUGAUGCGCGAAGUGAUGUCAGAUAAGGGAAUAUUGGAAGAUAGUGGUAAGAGUUCCCGAAUUAAAGAAUUGGAAUCACGUUGCGUCGAACUCGAGUCUAUCCACAAUCAAGCCAAGAACCAACUCAAGACAUCUAAUCAAAGAUAUCAAGAUGCAUUGCGAAAAGUUAAGGAUGCUGAGAGUAAGAAUAAAGUACUAGAAGAAGAAUUAGGACGUACCAGUAACAAUAAUCCUGGUUCGAUACACACUACACCGGAUAUAACUAUUAGCGGCAAUGAUUAUGAUGAAGACCAAAGAAUUGCGGAACAGAAGGCCAAGGAACUUGAAGAGGUAAGAGCAAGGCUACAUCAAGUUGAAAAAGACUAUCAGACCGCAGUGCAUUAUGUUAAGGGCACAGAAAAAAUGUUGAGGAGAAUGAAAGAGGAGUUGACGAAGAGCAAAAAGGAUGUUGUUAAAUUGACCGAGAAAUUGACCAUUGCACAAGAACGUAACGAACAAUUGGAAGAAAGCCUUGCCGAAGCUGAAAAUAAUAAUUCUGUUCGUAAUGGUUAUCGAGAAUCCCAGCUUCAGGAAUACGCGAACCAACAACUAGAGGAACAACGAGUAAAAUUCGCAGAAGAAAAAGAACAAUUGGAACAACAAAUUGAAGAAUUGAAGAGACAGUUGGAACGCGCGCAAGAAGAGAAAAAUAUGGUAGAUCAAGAAUAUGAUGUUUUACGUAAAGAGUAUGAAACAUUGAGAAAGGAAAGUGAUUCGCUAAGGAAAUUGGAAAUUCAAUUGAAAGAAAGGUUGCAAAAUUCAGAGGAAGCAUUGAAAAACACUCGGUUAGAAUUAGAACAAACAGUUGCUUUAUAUAAUCAGGAUGGUUCUACAGGUGUCGGAAUCAUUGAUCGGAAGAAGUGGGAUGAGCAACGUGCAGUGCUUGAUCGAGAACUCGCUGAAUAUCGAACUGCGAAUGAUAAGCUUGAGAAAGAGAAUAAUGAAUUGGAACAGAAACUGAAGGAGUCCGAAAAUAAGAUUACAAUUUUACUGGAUCAAAUGGAACACGCAGUUGAUACAUAUCGAGAGAUCGAAGUCGACAUAAGGGAUUCCAGCCCACGUAGUUCCAACGAUAUCAGUUCCUUAACAAAUGAAUUGGAUAUGCUUAAAUCUCAAUGGGGUAUAUCACAUCAAGAGUCAAAUUUGAGUGGCGGCGAAUUUAUUGAUUCGCGAUGGAGUAGAUUACCUGGCGGAAAAAACGAAGAUUCACAGACACCGCCAGGAAUGGAGGAAUUUGAUGAAAUGAUGGCGGCACUGGACGAAGUUCAAAAAGUAGCAGCACAAAGGAACAUAGGACAAUUUGAGACUGUUGAGGACAUAAUAUGA